Messenger RNA from Glycine soja, 705 nucleotides. RefSeq names its product 60S acidic ribosomal protein P1-3-like. Gene Ontology annotation, biological process: translational elongation; cytoplasmic translation. The record is from RefSeq and is a predicted model, not a curated record. Gene Ontology annotation, cellular component: ribosome; cytosolic large ribosomal subunit. Bases 156 to 497 code for a protein of 113 amino acids. Gene Ontology annotation, molecular function: protein kinase activator activity; ribonucleoprotein complex binding; structural constituent of ribosome. Lineage: Eukaryota; Viridiplantae; Streptophyta; Magnoliopsida; Fabales; Fabaceae. The transcript is spliced from 4 exons.
AACAAAUGGGCCCUGAAACGUCGAGGUCCAUGAACUGGUUUCCCACUUUUUAAACCCUCAAACCCUAGCUAGGGUCGCAAUUCACUUGCGGCUGCAGCAGAGAAGCACUCAUCAUUCUUCGUUUGUCUAAGAUCCGCCUUCUCUGAAUUGUAAAAAUGUCGCUCGGAGAAACUGCUUGUUCAUACGCAGCUCUCAUCCUUCAUGAAGAUGGAAUCAGUGUAACUGCCGACAAGAUCAGCACCUUGUUGGAAACUGCAAAGGUUCAAGUAGAUACCUAUUGGCCAACCUUAUUUGCUAAACUUGCUGAGAAGAAAAAUCUUGGCGAUUUGAUAGCCAAUGCAGCAGGCGGUGGUGCACCAGUUGCUGUUGCAGCUGCCCCUGUUGCUGCCUCAGGUGGUGGUGGUGCUGCUGCUGCCGCCCCAGCUGCUGAGGAGAAAAAGAAGGAGGAACCUGAAGAAGAGAGUGAUGAUGAUAUGGGAUUUGGCUUGUUCGAUUAGGGACAUUCUCAAUAUGAUUUGGUUAAAUUUUGUGGUUCUUUACCUUUAAGUUUACUUUAUGGAUAUUGUAGGUUUUAUUUUUGUGCUGGUUAUUUAUAUCUGUAUAAGACUUGAUUUUGUAGUUUUAUGAACUUCGGAAUGUGGGUUUAUGUCCAUUUGAGAAUUCGGAUGGGAGAAAUUGUUUACUUUAUAUUCUGUUUCUUCGUUU